Messenger RNA from Anolis carolinensis (green anole), 2853 nucleotides. RefSeq names its product proteoglycan 4. The coding region runs from base 1099 to 2160 and encodes 353 amino acids. The record is from RefSeq and is a predicted model, not a curated record. Lineage: Eukaryota; Metazoa; Chordata; Lepidosauria; Squamata; Anolidae. The transcript has 2 exons.
UCUAGAACAUUGAGCCAUGGCAGUUAAAGUGGUUCCAAACUGCAUUAGUUCUGUAGUGUAGAUGAACCCACAAGCUCAUUUCUUCCUAAGAUGUGGUGAAGGCUCUUUCUUUGGAGGCUACAACUUACUAUCAUCUCAAGAGCUUGAAGGUCUACCUGAAAGUUCCUCUAUGUCAUCAUCUGAAAUGGUCAGGAUUUUAGAACAUUGGGCCAUGACCAUCAUAGUAGUCCCAAACUGCAUUAGUUCUGUAGUGUAGAUGAACCCACAAACUCAUUUCUUCCUAAGAUGUGGUGGAGGCUCUUUCUUUGGAGGCUACAACUUACUAUCAUCUCAAGACCUUGAAGGUCUACCUGACUGCCCCUCUGUGUCAUCAUCUGAAAUGGUCAGGAUUCUUCUGAUUCUAGAACAUUGAGCCAUGACAGUCAAAGUGGACCCAAACUGCAUUAGUUCUGUAGUGUGGAUGAACCCCCAAGCUCAUUUCUUCCUCUACUUUUGUAGGCGUUCCAUUGUUCCCAAUCAUUUUGGGGAACAGGGUUUCUGGAAGACCUUACAAAAAAUGCAUGUCACAAAGAGGUUUUUCUAGCUUCAAACCUGUUGUAGAAUAUGCACCUAUGCCAAUAUACAUGGGCAUAAGCUCAAGAUGUGGUGGAGGCUCCUUCUUUGGAGGCUUUUAAGCAGAGGCUAGAUGGCCAUCUGUUGGGAGUGCUUUGUAUGCGAUUUCCUGCUUCUUGGCAAGGGGUUGGACUGGAUGGCUCAUGAGGUCUCUUCCAACUCUAGGAUUCUAAGAAUGCAGUGGUAGAAUCAUAGAAUUCGAAGGCAUUUCAAACUCUAUGGAAUCCAACUCCAUUCUGCCAUGCUGGAAUAUACAACUGCAGUGAUACCUUGACUUAAGAAUUUAAUUUGUUCCAUGACUAUAUUCUUAACUCAAAACAUUAAACAGUGAUCAACUUUAUGGUCUUUGUUCAAAGUUGUCAUGCCUGUUGAGUUAGAGCAGAAUAUUCGAUCUCACUGCAAUGUUGUUUUGCUUUUAAUUUGAGGCUGCUCAAGGGACUUCUUUCCAGCACUUCUGACUUUUCUGCUUCCUCAGCUGUUGUCACUAUGGAUGAACGUAUUCCUGAACCUCCUUUGACUUCCUAUGAUCGAUAUCGUGCUUCCAGACAACAGAUGCCAUACUAUAGAUAUUACUCUAAACCACUCGGUCCUCCUCUAUCUCCCUUUGUCAAGAAAAGGCUGCCCAAAUAUGGGUCGCAAUACAUCCCAUUCUAUGGGCCACGGUAUUUUUCAUCCAGGACUCUUCCACUGUAUGAGAAAGGUCUUUUUUCUUCCAAGACCCUUCCGUUGUAUCAGAGAGGCCUUUAUAUUCCACCGUAUCAUCAAUCUGGAGGGGCUGGUUAUCAACCACGGGGUCUAAACCCCCGCCCAGAAUCACAUGGAACCAAACUCCCUCAAAGAAAUCUUGCCAGAAACCCAACACAGCCACAUGUAAACAUAUAUCAGCGGCAUUUGCUCCAAAGUCCAUAUAGCGGCAUGACCAAAGACCGCCAUGGAACCAUCACAAAGGGUUCAGUUCCCGGUGCACCUCGAGCUCCGUUGCCUCGCAUGACCAAAGGCCCGGUAUUAUAUUCUCCCAAAGAUUUGGAGCCACACUUGCCCAAAGCCCCUCUACCUCGUGUGACCAAAGGCCCAGUACUGUAUUCCCCCAGGGAUUUGGAACCCCAUCUCCCCAAAAGCCCGCCACCCCACAUUCCCAAAAGCCCAACAAAGCAUUCAGCCAAGAGAAUACCGCCAGUUGUGCCCACUGACUCACAACUCAAUGUAACAAAGGCUCAGCAGCAUCACACAUCAAAGAGCAUGCUGUCACGUGCCACCAAAGGCUCGCGUACAAUUGCGAGCAAAGUCCCGCGAUUCAACCUACUGAACUUCUCUAGAUCCUUACGGAAAAAAGCUUCUCGACGCAAUCGUGCGAAAACCUCCCAACCCAGUUUGGUGAAGGGUUCACAACCCUCUCUAGUCAGGGACUCUCGGGGUUCCUUAGCAAAGAGCUCUCAACCCAACCUGGUCCAUACGGCCACAUGCCCAGAUCUCAAAAAACUCUCCAGUAAUGUGAAAGUCUCCAAGACAGGGAAGAAAUAUUGCUCAGCAGCCAAGUGGCCUUUCUGAAGAACAGCGGUAGAAAUGGAAAACCACAAUCUUCCCUCAGCUGAGAAGCCGGAGGAGUAUUUGGAUCAUUUUCACGUAGUCUGCAAAACCUGAAAUACUUCUUGCAUUUUAUUGUGUUCAUGAAACCUGGUUGCCAUUUUCAUCUUUGCAGAUGUGAAAGCAUGGACUGUGAUGUGAUUUAUACAGCAACUCACAUUUAGUGGUGCGGUUCUUUGUUAGUUUUAGAACACAACAAGCGUUUUUUUAACCAUUGUUGUGAACCAUUGCUGUGAAAAAUAUAUAUAAGAUUUUGAAAGACUUGUUCUGCAGAAUAUUCGCACAUGACUUUCCCCCCACCAAAAACAUAAUUGUCUGGGCAGAAAAUAGCAUUUUAUGUCCUAAAACUAAUAUGCCUGCUUAGGAAAAUUCUAUGCAAAAAAGAUAUCCUUCUACCUAUGCAGAACAUGCUGUUGCUGGAACUUAUUCUGCAUGAAAUUUGUGCAUAGUAUUUUUACACUGAAAACAGGAUUUUUCUGCAUAGAAAAACAAGGAUCUUGCGGCUUUUUCGCAGAAUAAUUUAUUUUCUGUGUGCCAUCCCUUUUUUUGUGUCUCUGUUCUGUGUGCCCCCAAAGCCAGUCUCAAAGAUUCCAGACAUAUCUAAGGAUGACCAAUAUUUGUUUAUUUUUUUUAUAAAUAAAACAAAGUAAGACAGUC